Messenger RNA from Oncorhynchus kisutch (coho salmon), 1903 nucleotides. Its product is annotated as apoptosis regulator BAX-like. NCBI's taxonomy places the organism in Eukaryota, Metazoa, Chordata, Actinopteri, Salmoniformes, Salmonidae. Gene Ontology annotation, cellular component: mitochondrial outer membrane. The coding region runs from base 284 to 868 and encodes 194 amino acids. The transcript has 6 exons. The record is from RefSeq and is a predicted model, not a curated record. Gene Ontology annotation, molecular function: BH domain binding; channel activity. Gene Ontology annotation, biological process: release of cytochrome c from mitochondria; extrinsic apoptotic signaling pathway in absence of ligand; intrinsic apoptotic signaling pathway in response to DNA damage.
GAAGUCAGCAAGGUCAGGAUAUGACGUUUAAUAAAGGGCAAGGCAGAAGCGGAACCUUGGAUUACAUUUGUCAAAAUAUUUGUAUUCAUUGCUGAUUAAACUUGCUAUACUCUUAGUGUUUUGUAAAUUGACUACUCGUAAAUGUUAUCGGCCCUCUGCGUUGUGUUCUUACAAGCUGGCAUUCAUGAACGAGCAACACGAAGCCACUCCUCUGUUACUGUAAACAUAUGUCACAUGACUGCAGGCGGAAGCAGACUCAAAGUAAUAUUAGUAACGUUACAAGAUGGCUACGCCGUCGGGAGGAGGCGAUUCAGGUAAUGGAACUGAUCAGGUACUAGAACUGGGAAAAAGAUUACUGACAGAUUUCAUCUACGAGCGGGUUCGUCGCCAUGCUGACAGCAGUACUCAGUUGUCAGUGUUACAGACCCAGUUGGGCGGGAGUGAGCUGUGUGACCCCAACCACAAGAAACUGGCCCAGUGCCUGCAGCAGAUUGGAGAUGAGCUGGAUGGCAAUACACAACUCCAAAGUAUGAUAAAUGAUACUGCUCUCCAGCCCAGCCAGGAGGUUUUUAUGAGAGUGGCCUGUGAGAUCUUCUCUGAUGGGAAGUUCAACUGGGGCAGGGUGGUGGCACUCUUCUACUUUGCCUGUCGGCUGGUCAUCAAGGCUCUGUUGACCAAGGUCCCCGACAUCAUCAGAACCAUUAUCAGCUGGGCCACAGACUACCUGCGAGAUCAUGUGAUCAACUGGAUUAGGGAGCAGGGUGGCUGGGAGGGAAUCCGUUCCUACUUUGGCACUCCCACCUGGCAGACCGUGGGGGUGUUCCUCGCUGGAGUUCUUACCACUGUGCUGGUCAUCCGCAGGAUGUGAGGGGGAGGAGAGCCUGAGAGAAGAAAGGACAAAGAGGGAGGGACAUAAGACUGGGAGGAGAACUAGGUAGUAGAGACAGAUCUGAUGUGGGGGUAAAUGGGAAGUGUUUCUGGGGAAGGAAAAGGUGAGGAAAAAUAGAGUUGGGAAUGGAAAAACAGCUACGUUUGGACCUGAUCAACCACUCCUCUUUCCUGCCCUCCAUCCAUGGCAAAGGAUCAAGUCAGAUUCAAAGUUCUUCUUACCUCUGUUCCCUACACCGCUGAAAAUGUGAGCGGCUCUUGACCGCACAUACAGGAGAGAAAGAUGGAAAGAGAUGUAUAGAGACUCGGCCAGGGCACAUCUUUGAAUUAAUUUAUUUCUUACAAACAAACAAGUCGCUGCAUGACAUUUUGUUGCUUAAGUCUUAUGACAUGAACUGAUGACAUUAAAUCACCCCCCCUCAGGUUAGCCAUGAGAAUCUCCUAUGCUUUCCUGCUGUGCUUUAUUUCUGUUGCACUUCUGCCGUUGAGUCUCUCCUUUUUCCGAUCUGAUCAUUCUCUCCAGCCGUCUUCAUUGUAUCUCUUUGCUAGAGUAUGCAUUUUGGGGUGUGUGUCUGUGAGCAUCUAUGUGUGAUCAUAGAAUCAACAGAUGUUCCAGGUACGCGUGUGUGUGUGCGCGCAAUUCUACUGCACACACACAGCACUGUCCUCCUCUCACAGAUGUUUACCUCUCUCUCUCAGCAUAGUGUUCAAAGUACUGUAUUCUAUGGUGGGCUAUUUAAAAGUAGACUAUACCAUAAUCCUUCACAAUCAAAUGCUCUUUUUAUACACCUUGUUAAUGUGUUAACAAAUAAGGGAACUUUUUCUUAUUUCUUUUAAGUUGUCAGUGCCUUCGUCCUUUUUUUAAUUUCUACAAUAAAUUGCUUUGAUAUUGUUCAAAUUUUUCACUUUUUCUAUAAAUCUUUUGUAAAACUCUUGUCCCCUGAAACUAUCUUUUUGCAGUGACAGUUUGUUUUAGUAAUAUGAACCUAAAAUAAAAACAUUUUAUGGAUUGUGA